AUUACACCGUUUGGUAACCUGGUAGCACUGAGCCCCGCACGUGUUGAAAUUGUUUUCUUUUAUUUGGAUUUAAUUUAGCUAAUUUAAGCAUGUCUGACUUUGAAAUGGAGGACAGUGGCUCGGGCUACGACUCGGGCGAUAAUUCAGAUGCCGAGCUGCAAGCGGCUUUUGAAAGAGGCGACUUAAAACCAGGUCUUAAUGUGGAGUUUAAUGGGCAAAGAGAUAAAGUAAACGAUGUGACCAAGCUGCUCGCUAAAACAGAGGCUAUCAAGCUGCAACUUCCGUGGCUGGAACGUCUGGACAUGAUCAACACACUAGCUCCAUUAGCCCCGGAACUCGCUGUCCAGCUGGAGAAGCAUGAACAGAAACGUGCUAAUCUCUUCAAAGGCAAUGCCAAGUUGCCCUAUAUCCGUCCCGAGGAGGAUCCCGUGCUGAACGAUUUCAAGAGAGAAAUGCUCUUCCAUCGACAGGCGCAAAGUGCCGUCCUUGAAGCUAUUCCGCGCCUUCACGAGCUGGGCAUCAAGACACGCCGUCCUGAUGACUACUUCGCUGAGAUGGCCAAAUCCGACGAACACAUGCAAAAGGUGCGCGCCAAUCUAAUGGCCAAACAACAGGGACAGGCCAAGUCUGAGCGCAUCAAGCAGAUCCGUGAGCAGCGCAAAAUGGGUAAGAUGCUGGCCAAGCAAACUAAAGUCCAACGCGAGGCCGAGAAGAAGGACAUGUUGGACAAACUGAAGAAGUUCCGGAAGGGCAAGCUGAAGAACCUGGACUUCCUUGAGGAUGCCAAAGCUCUUGAGUCGAAGCAGAAGCAGUCUGCCGAGAAUCGCAAAAAGCGCAACAAGAAGUUCGGCUUUGGCGGCAAAAAGAAGGGCCUUAAAAGGAACACAAAGUCAUCUUCCGCCGGAUUGGAUGGCGAUAAGUCCUCAAGGCGCCAGCGGGGCGUGAAAGCGGGCGCCUCAGUCAAUAAAAGGUUGGGAAAAUCACGGCGUAUUAAGGCCAAGGGCAAAAAGUAAAAAUUUCCGACUAUCUUAAGUGACCAAACUUUAGUUUUAAAGCGCCCCUAAUCCUGUAUAGAUUUUUUAGAACCAUAAAUACAUACAAUUUUAUGUGCA
Molecule: messenger RNA, 1112 nt
Organism: Drosophila eugracilis
Lineage: Eukaryota; Metazoa; Arthropoda; Insecta; Diptera; Drosophilidae
Product: probable rRNA-processing protein EBP2 homolog
Exons: 3
Coding region: 90-1013 (307 amino acids)
Biological process (GO): rRNA processing; ribosomal large subunit biogenesis
Cellular component (GO): nuclear periphery; nucleolus; preribosome, large subunit precursor
Source: RefSeq, a predicted model, not a curated record